AUGGACCGCGAGGCCCGAGAGCACUACAGCGUGGUGAUCCAGGCCAAAGACAUGGCAGGUCAGGUGGGAGGUCUCUCAGGCUCCACCACCGUCAACAUCACUCUCACUGACGUCAACGACAACCCGCCCAAGUUCCCUCAAAAAAACUACGAGCUGUACGUGGUGGAGUCGGCACAAGUGGGAAAACCGGUGGGAAAAAUCAAAGCCAACGACGACGACAUUGGGAUUAACGCGGACAUCAAAUACAGCAUCAUCAACUCGGAGGGAGCCAACACCUUCUCCAUCUCCACAGACCGAGACACCCGCGAGGGGAUCAUCAGCCUCAAGAAGCCUUUGGACUUCGAGAGGAAGAAGACGUACACGCUGCAGAUCGAGGGCACCAACACACACGUGGACCCCAGGUUUUCAUAUCUGGGUGCGUUCAAAGACACCGCCACGUUGAAGAUCUCCGUGGGCGACGUGGACGAGGCGCCGCUCUUCUCUAUGGAUUAUUAUAUCAUGGACGUUUACGAGAACUCUCCCGGAGGCACCGAAGUGGGAACCGUCACGGCACGAGACCCGGACAGCAACAACAACCCCGUCAGGUACUUCAUGGCGGAGAGCGAUGAGGAGCCACUGUUCCGCAUAAACGAGAGCACUGGGGUUAUCAGGACCACGAGGCCCCUGGACCGAGAGGACCGGCCCUGGCUCAACGUCAGCGUGAUGGCGGCGGAGGUUGCGAACCCCAGCCUGGUGAACAGUGUGGUGGUGACGGUUCAAGUUCUGGACGUGAACGACAACCCCCCGGAGGUUCCCACGGACGAGGAGGUGAUCGUGUGCGAGAGCUCCAGACCCGGACAGGUGAUCCAGACGGUGACAGCGGUGGAUAAGGACGACUUUGCCAACGGACAGAGGUUUUCCUUCGCACUUCCCAACCACUCGGCGGUUAAUCCCAACUUCACCCUCAAGGACAACGAAGACAGUUCCGCCAGCAUCAUCGCCCGCCGCAGACGCUUUAACCACCUGACGCAGGAGCUGUACGAGCUGGCCAUCGUGGUGUGGGACGGAGGGGAGCCGUCUCUGAGCGGGACCAGCACCCUGACCCUGAGAGUCUGCCCCUGUCAGAGGCACGGCCGCCUCAAAGUCUGCCAGAGCGAGGCCUUCCUCACCUCCGCCGGACUCAGCACCGGAGCCCUCAUCGCCAUCCUGCUCUGCAUCGUCAUCCUCCUGGGUACGGCACCACACUGGAUCAUCGCACUACAACAUCUGACACACAACCACACACUCACACACUUUAUGUAUGGGUAG
This is a messenger RNA of Knipowitschia caucasica, 1287 nucleotides long. The record is from the annotation of a GenBank genome assembly. NCBI's taxonomy places the organism in Eukaryota, Metazoa, Chordata, Actinopteri, Gobiiformes, Gobiidae.